Molecule: messenger RNA, 1322 nt
Organism: Spinacia oleracea (spinach)
Lineage: Eukaryota; Viridiplantae; Streptophyta; Magnoliopsida; Caryophyllales; Amaranthaceae
Product: probable S-adenosylmethionine carrier 2, chloroplastic
Exons: 12
Coding region: 123-1052 (309 amino acids)
Biological process (GO): transmembrane transport
Source: RefSeq, a predicted model, not a curated record
UCCUCGAAGCCCAAUAUGCUUUAUGACUAAUACUUCCUCCUCAAUUCACGCCUCACUUUUACCAGAGAUAUAAUAGUUCACCUCCUUUCUCCAUUUCAAGUUCUACCCCCCGCAAGGCCGCAAUGAAGACAGAAACAUCUGCAAAUGCAUCCUCAAGUGCCUUGAAGUUUCAGUUGCGCUCCUCUAAAGAGCAAGAAAAGAUUUCUGCAUCUGACAUUGUCAUGAAGGAAAGUCCGUUGAAUUUGUUGCAAUCUCUGUGUGAUGGUGCUGUAGCUGGAGCUGUUGCGGGCAGUGUGGUAGAAGCAGCCUUAUAUCCGAUAGAUACAAUUAAAACUCGGCUGCAGGCAGCCCAUGGUGGUGGCAAAAUCAUUUUUAAAGGCCUCUACUCCGGAUUGUCUGGAAAUUUGGUUGGUGUUUUACCGGCUUCUGCGAUAUUUUUGGGUGUGUACGAGCCACUAAAGCAGAAAUUGUUAAAGACUCUCCCUGAGAACUUCAGUGCUCUGGCUCAUCUGUCUGCAGGUGCCAUUGCAGGAGCUGCCUCAUCUAUUGUCAGAGUCCCAACAGAGGUUGUGAAACAAAGGAUGCAGACAGGUCAAUUUGCUACAGCCCCUAAUGCAGUGCGCAUGAUUGUUUCUAGAGAGGGCUUCAGAGGCCUUUAUGCGGGUUAUGGAUCCUUUCUACUGCGUGAUUUGCCUUUCGAUGCCAUGCAAUUUUGUAUUUAUGAGCAAAUAAGGAUUGGUUAUAAACUAGCAGCUAGGAGGGAACUGAAUGACCCUGAAAAUGCUUUGAUUGGUGCUUUUGCAGGAGCUAUAACAGGAGCUAUAACAACGCCUCUUGAUGUGAUCAAGACACGACUGAUGAUUCAGGGGUCUAGAGAGCAGUACAAGGGCAUAUAUGACUGUGUGAGGACCAUACUGAGAGAAGAAGGAAGUCAUGUAUUUUUUAAGGGCAUUGGACCAAGAGUUGUAUGGAUUGGAAUCGGAGGCUCAAUAUUUUUUGGUGUCUUGGAGAAGACGAAGCAAAUUUUGUCCAAAGGCCAGCCCAAGAUUUGAUCCUCCCAAACUGCGAAGAAGCAUCUCACUCUUAAUUUUUAUUUUUGUAGGAAAUUUUGUAUCUUAUUGUGAUAUUGAAACUUAUAGUUGGUAAAGUCACGAGGUGAUGCUAAAACCAACUGUAGAAAAAUGUUAUAUCCUACAGUAAGGAUGAAUUUGUAGCUAGUCCGUCAAGAGUUUUAGGUAACAAGAUGCUUGUUGUUGUGAGAAACUAUUGUUAAUCAAUGAUCCUCAACUAAUUCAAUAAAACACCAACUCGAUAUUUCCCAA